GCUGCCCGUAGGGCAUAACUCCAAACAUCAUCUGAUCUCUUAGAAAUGAAGCAAAGUAUUGAAGCAACCAUCAUUCAUUCUCCAACCAACUUGUCUAUAGUACAUGACAAUUUCAACUCAAUAGUGUUGGGAUCAUCAAAUACCUUUCACCAAACUUGUUCACCAAGUGAUUCACAAGCUAUGUGUCAGUAGUCAGUACACAGCUCCUAAAUCAAAUCUUGGUAUGCACAUACAUAUGUAAACAGUAUGCGCAUGCAUAUGUAAAGUUCAUACUUCUCGGUAUGAGCGGUUUGUAGCUGAAUUGCCAAGUUCGAUGGGAGGUUUUCAGAUUUCCAAAUUGCAAACUUCAAUUUGAAGUACUUAGUAUUCCUUUGUUUGUGUGUGUGUGUGUGUGUGUACAUACAUACCUAUUGAAAGGUAUUUUUCAUUCAUUGAUUUCAUUCCCAUCUUUUGUGAGAUUAGAGUGGAAAGUUUGCAGUUUGCACUUUCACAACUCUGAAUCUUUCUUGGAAUGGAAGUUUUCAAGCCUGGGUUGAAAAUAUGUUCAACUAAGGAGCUUUCGAGAUUCGAUGGUGCAAGCACUAGUGAGCAAACAAUGAACAAGAAUAGGAUAAAAACUGAAAGAGCAUCGUAUCAGGGCAACUUAGAGAUUGAGUCAAGGACCAAGGGUGCUGAAACAGCUAUGAAAAGAUCACUGAUACUUGGUUGUUCAAGUAGCAAGGCGAAACUUUCUUGUAAGGGUAAAGCUGUACUGUGCUCCUCUAGUGAAAUUGAAGAACUAAACGAGAGAAUGAGGAUUCUUGAAGAAGAAACUGAAAGUAUGAAGCAAGAAUUAUUUGAGGGUGCAGAAGAAAGAAGGAAGUUGAUAAAUGAGAUAUAUCAGCAGUUUCAGAUUCUAACAAGAGAACUCAAGUUCAAUGAUGGAAGUAGAAGUGAGACUUCUUCACAGGACGAGAAAAUAGGAUCAGAUUUAUCGGAUGAUUUACAACAAGAUCUAGCUCAUACUUUGUCACUGCUGAUGUUGACACAAUGAAUAUCUUGUGUGGGUUGUAUUUGUAUUUGUAACGACCAUGUUCGAAUCUCUUUUAUACCUUCUUUUGCCUGAAUA
Messenger RNA from Rosa rugosa (rugosa rose), 1108 nucleotides. RefSeq lists its product as uncharacterized. Bases 512 to 1033 code for a protein of 173 amino acids. Lineage: Eukaryota; Viridiplantae; Streptophyta; Magnoliopsida; Rosales; Rosaceae. The record is from RefSeq and is a predicted model, not a curated record. The transcript has 2 exons.